Messenger RNA from Peromyscus californicus insignis, 14423 nucleotides. It is a transcript of the gene Lin28b, whose product is annotated as lin-28 homolog B. The transcript is spliced from 5 exons. The record is from RefSeq and is a predicted model, not a curated record. Lineage: Eukaryota; Metazoa; Chordata; Mammalia; Rodentia; Cricetidae. Bases 8829 to 9644 code for a protein of 271 amino acids. Gene Ontology annotation, molecular function: nucleic acid binding; zinc ion binding.
CACAGAGUCUCAAAUGUAACCUUGACUGGCCUGAAGCUGGCUGUGUAGACCAGGCUGGCCUUGAAUUUACAGAGAUCUCCUUGCCUCCACGUUCUGAGUGCUGAGAUGAAGGCACUGGGUACCGUACCUGGUGCUCUGGUGCUCUGUCUCUCUCCGUCUCUCUCUCUCUCUCUGUCUCCGUCUCCGUCUCCGUCUCGCUCUCACUCGUGUCUGGCAGUUCAUAACCGCCUGUAACCCCAGCUCCAGGAGCCUGACGCCAUCUUCUGCCACUCUGGGACCCUGCAUGCAAAUGUGCUUACCUACAUGCAGACACACACAUAAAAAGAAAAAUAUGGUCUUGUUCGUGCUGGCCUCGAAAUCCAAAUCAAGGUCCUCCCAGGUCAGCAUCCUGAGUGCCUGGCUAUUGUUACAACUCCUGAAUUAAAGAACAGUAUCUAGCCAGUUCUGUGAUAAUGAUUUUGACUUUAUUAAACCUGACAUUUAUAAUUUCUCCAAAUUAUUGGAAAGUUUAAAAAAAUUAACCUCAUUCAUUAUAUUUGCACAUUGUUAAAAUAUGCUUAUUUGAACUUUUUUAUGAGAAUAAACAGAUAGAGGGACUAAGUAUAGACUGUGGUUGUCAAAAGUGUAAGCCAAGGUUUUACCGAGAUAAUACAUAUAACUCAGCUGAGCAAAACAAAGACUUGGGAUAUGUAAAAGAGAGCUUAUUUGAAUAAUAUUUACUGAAGUUUGCUAAAGUUACAGCCUGUCAUCUUAUUUUUGUUGUAAACACAGGAUAACUAAAGGAGUUAAUGUACAGAAGUUCAUGUGCUUUUUGUUUGUGUUCUUUUUUUAUUUUCAAAUGUUAUUUGGCUUGUUCUUUAAAAAAACAAAAACCACACACACAUACACACAAAAUGAAUGAAUGAAUAAAUGAAUAAAAAAAACCCAGAGUCAACACAGUGGGACUCACUACCUGGGAAAGCCUUCUUACCUUUUGAGAAAACAUUAGAUUGCAGCUAAAUUAUUUGCACCUAAUAAGGUGUGUGUGUGUGUGUGUGUGUGUGUGUGUCUGUGUGUCUGUUUGUGUGUCUGUCUGUCUGUGAAUAUAUAGCAGAUACAGAGUCUAAAACUUAGUUAAGGGAAGACAAACAUUGAAUGUAUUAGGUGACUAGAUGCAUGUUCAAACCAAUCUGUUGUUCAGACUUUAGUAACUAAAUGCCAACUCAGUGGCCAACAGGGUUUUCUCUUCUGAGUGCUGUUCCUUGUGUGGCCUGUUCAUUACAAAUUUCAUUGUGUUGUAGCGUAUGUUAACAACUAUGCUAGAAACAUCAACACUUAGAUUUUUAUUUUCAUCUAUCCAUUCGUCCGUCUAUCUGUGUAUCUAUCCAUUGGUUUUUCAAGGCAGGGUUUCUCUGUGUAGCCCUGGCUGUCUUAGAAAUUGUUCUACAGACCAGGCUGGUCUCGAACUCAGAUCUGCCUGCCUCUGCAUCUGGAGUACUGCGAUUAACGGUGUGUGCCACCACACUUGACUUAAUACUUAGAUUUUUAAAAUGAAAAAUUUUGGGUUAAUAUGUAUUUGAUGUCUUUAAAUAUAGUUAAUUAUUAAAGUAUAUUGCUAUUCAAGUAAUUUUAUCUUUAAAAUGUAUUUGAAAGCUGGGUGUGUUGGCACCCAAUACUCCAGAGGCAGACAGAUCUCUGAGUACAAGCACAGCCUAGUCUACAAGGGCAAAGACAGCUGGGGCUAUAGAGACCUUGUUGCACCCACCCAAAAGUAUUUGAAGCUAGGCACAGUGGGUCAUGCCUAUAAUCCCAGAAUUUGCCUGUAAUCCUAGGAUUUUAGAGACUGAGGUAAAAAGAUUGCUCUGUGUUUAAGGCUAUCCUGGGCUACAUAGUUGAGACCCUGUCUCAAAAAAUUAGGAAAAACAGUGUUUGCAUGUGACAGCAGAUCUAGUAGUCAGUGGUGUAGGGUUAUAAUUAGUUUCGGAACAUGAUUAAUUUAUGAUUAUCUCCUAAAUAUAUCUAAAUAGAUAGUCAAAUUUAUCAAGAAGCAUGGUAUUGUAGCUUAGGUAGAUUUUUAACUGAAUAAUUGUGAGUGCUUACAUCUUUAAUCCCAGCACCUGAGAGGCAAAGGCAGGCGGAUCUCUCCGAGUUUGAUGUCAGCCUGGUCUACAAAGAGAAUGUCAGGAUGGUCAGGGAAACCCUGUUUCAGAAAACCAAAACCAAACAGACAGAAAAUUUAAAGCUACGUUAAUUAAAUUGUGAUUAUUGCAACUGAAUGUUCUUGUUUUAUUUUUUUAAGCCAGUGUCCCUUGAUAGAUGUUUACAGAUAAGUUUAUGGCAAGUGGUUAUCUAAGUCAGCUAGGUGAUUUUGUAAAGACCAGUUUGUAGGUGAGCUCACAAAGUCAAAAUACCGUCAUUUAUUCUUUUCUAAUGAGUCGUUAAGUUGCAGACGCAGAAUAGGUGGCUACUGUAGUACUGACUUGAGCUCUCUGAUUUUAGGUACUUCAGAAGACGAUGAGGUCAUUCAACCAGGUUUCGUCAGCCCCAGGUUAGUUUGUUUUUAAGUUAAAUGUUUUAUUUAACCUAGUGCCUUGAACGAUCAGUGGAGGAGUUUGAGAGGGCUUGACCAACCCUAAGGAUUUUUCCACUUGGGCAAAAUUGGCAUCAUAUCCUGUAUACCCUACCCAGAAUAUUCCAUCUUUCAACUGUUCUUCUUACCCCAGCUGUGUGGGUGGCAUGUUCUGUUUACCUACCUUCUGUUUGACAGUGUUUGGUUUGGGGAUUUUUUUCUCCAUAACUUGAGCAAGACAGAUAACAUACUUAAACACUAAUGGAGACAAGUCCAUUGCUUAUUCUUUUCUGUGAUUCCCAAUAGGUGCUAACAAAUAUCUGUUGAAUUGAAGUUCAGCUAUGGUAGUGUUUUCAAAUAAUUCGUUGUAUGUAAAGUGGACUUUCUGAGGAAGUUUCAUUUCAUUAAUCCAGGGAGCUUCAUUUAUUUUGCUCUUUACGUAUAACUACCAUAAUAAUAAUAAUAUUAAUAAUAAUAUUAUUAUUAUUCUGAAUAAUGAAUAUUCAUAAUAAUAACAACAAUCUGCUUAUUAUCCUAUUGUAAAAUGGAAUUGGUUGAAGUUAAACCCAGAUUUAAGAUAUGGAAUUUUAUUUUCUUAUAUUAUUUUUUUUCAGUAAUACUCUUUUUUGGUAAUAGUAUGGUACUCUGGCAUUUUCCCUAAUGAAUUAAAAACCUGUCUUGUUUUUGAGGAAGGGUCUUACUAUGUGGCCCUGCCUGGCCUGAAACUUGCCUAGUAGACGAGGCUGACCUGGAGCACACAGAAAUGUCUCUGCUAUGAGUGCUGGGGUGAAAAUGUGUGUGCUCCACACCUGGCUCUGACUGAGUCCUAGAUUAGUGUAUCUCUGAAGGCACUCACAAAAUUCAUAAUGAUUCAUAAUAAAAUGAUCUUAUUAUUAAGUUUACUAAUCAGGAUUGUAUAACCAGAGAAAGAAAAGAUCAGAUAUUUAAUGGAGAAGCCAUAGUCAAUGCUGCCUUUUGCAAACACUGCUUUUGUGGAAUAAAACUUAACAUGUUGAUGAUGCUCUAAGUGAGUUUCAUGAAAAAGAACACUAUUAAAAUUUGCUACAAAAUGUUGGAUAUAUCAUUUCCUUUCUUCUUACCAUUGAUUGUGGAGUUUUUCUGGAGGUAAACUGGCAUUUUUCUGUUUGGAAAAACUGUUCACACCAGUGUGUUAAAUGACUGCAAUAAAGUUUCUUGUCUGUUUCCUCUUGAUGAAAAGGGAGUUGGAGAUGAAGGGAGAUUGUUCUUUGGCUGGGCUGUAACAGACAGGCUUGACCGUCAGUGGGACCCCGACUUCCCGCUGUUGGUGGGGAACUGAAGCCCCAGCUAUGUAGUGAGUGACCAGCGGCUGCCAGCUCGGUGGGACUGGACGGUUUUCUCCAGGAUUUGCGUCCCACCGCCCUCUCCUCUUAUCUUUUACUCCUCCCUUUCUCCAGCUUCCUGUGUCUGCUGUGCUAGGUGAACCCUUCAGAGGAAAUAUUGAAAUAGCCCUAAGAGGUAGACCACACUCUUUUCAGCUGAUUAUUUGUUUUUGUGAGAUGAGAUUUUAAAUAAUUAAUCUGUAAAUGAUUUUAGGUGAGGGAGAAUGCAUAUGUGUACAUUGAGUUUUUCAUCUUAUGGACUCAGACAUUUCUAUUUACUGUAAAAUGGUCUUUGAAUUCUGAAGCAUACAUGUACAAGUAAAACACGUGGAAAAUAGUGCCUAUCAUUUUUUCAAAUUAAAGUUCUUUUGUGCUAUUCUGAAUAAUUAUGGAAAGCUUAUUUAUUACUAGAGGAUUGUUCACAAAGUUACCAUUUUAACUAACAUAGUUCAGGGAAGUGUUGAACAUAGCUUAGAAAAUGCAACGAAAGCAAUACUCAAUUUUUAUUUCUUUUUUAUGGAAAGAGAAAAAUGUUACUAUAAUGGAAUUUUGCUAGUUUUUCAAAAUAACAUUUUAUAAAAUAUGCUUUAAAAUAAUGCCCUGUUUAUGAAUUUUAUUGUUCUAAAUUUUGUUUUACAGCAAAAGUACCUGACAAAAACCUUUAAAGAUACCUUGUUUUUGAAAUAUAAAAGUAAUUUGAACAAAAAAAAUCUUAAGAUUUGUGGUAACGAGUUCCUCUGUUUCUACAAUAGUCCCCAAGCACUAUAGUUCAAAGGGCAUUUAAGAAAAAUUUUAAGAGAUUUUUGACAACUGUGAGUAACUCUAAAAAGAAAAAUUGCAUUUUUGUUUUCCAGUUUAAAAAAAAAAAAGAAAAGAAAAGAAAAAACGGAAUGAGACCGGAAUUUUGCUCUUGGAAACAAAAACAAACACCCUCGGGUUCUGGGGUGCCUCUGCUGACAGGCUCAGUCGGGGCUGGUUUCCUCUGCCUCCCUGUUUAAAUCCACUUCGCAGAAAUGCAGGGAGUGGGUGGAAUCGGAUCGAUUUUCCGAGACGGGCAGGUCGAUAGCCUUUGCCCAAGCUGCCCGGGAAAGAUCACGCGGAACAGAUGGGUUCCCCAAAUCCACAGGCCUGGAGUCCCUCCCGCCCUCCGCUUUCCAAAUGAGAAAGGCGCUGCGGAUGUGUGUGUUCGCUGCUUGCCAGCUCCCAACUGCAAGCUUCGCAGUUUGCUCGUUUUAAGCGUGGCCGGUGGGGGCAGGGCGGGAGCAGUCACUUGUCAAGGAGUUUCUCUUGAGUCUCCGCUGGACCUUGCCUAGAUUUACAAUGUUCUGGCAUCUCAUAGAUAAAGAGGUCAAAUUAUAAACGAUAAGUGCGUAAAUUAAGUAAAAAGUCUAGAUUGGGGCUAAUGUUUGUCCUAGUGGUGAAGAUAAGGAUUCUGUUUGUUUUGAAGAGCACAGUGACAAAUGUUUAAAAGUGCCUUCGUAAGACAGCAGCAGCUUUCUUUGGAAGACUGGAUUUCUCGAGGGAAGUUGGUGGAAUAAGGCAUAAAGAGUAAAGGGGUAGGAGAAUGAAAGGUGGUGAGCAGGUUGCUGGAAGAAGAAGAAGGAAAGGGCAGAUGGGCUGGUUCUGGAGUCGGGCUUGGGAACCCUGGGGGCAGGAGCCGCACAGAAAGGUGCUAGCUGCUGAGCUAGGGCUGGAGACCUCUCCUUACCUGCUAGAGAACAAGACAGAGUCCCAGCUGUGCCACAGCCCCUCACAGUUUUCAAAACAACCAAAGCACUGUUCGUGCUUUAAUAGAAGUCACACAGGGACUAACAGUGAGCAAGGAUGGAGGUCCUUGCGUUGUGGUGUUGGGGAGUGGUUCAAAUGAGAAAAUGUGUACCACCUUUAAAAGGGAAAACCCAAGUGUGAUAACCAAAGGACCCAUGAUAGAUUGCUUUUCAUCUCCUCCCUCCUGUGUUGAGUUGAGGAGUCAGUGUAGGACUUGAGCUAAUUUUAAAGACAUUUUGGAAGAGCUAUGAUAAAUCAAGCUGUGCAACAUUUGGCUUUUGAAGGUUUAAAACAUGCAUUUUAGUCAAACGCAGGUCUUCCUGGCACUAAAAACAAGUAGGAAAUGAGAAAAAAAUUAAAACCAGAAGACUUGAGAAGGUGACAAAUUGAAAAGCAUUGUAGGAGACUCAUAAGAACCAUUUUAUGUGAAAGAAGCAUUCUGAGCCUUAAGAGCUUAUGGUCAGUUUAUAAAAAGGCUCAAAAGAUUUGGGGAAGGGGCAGGCAAGAAUAAUCUACUUAAAAGACAGUGCCAUAGUCCUGAGUUGAUGAGAUUGUGUGUCUCCUCCUUUUCUCCCCCUUCCCAGCUUCCUUCCUGCUUCUUUCCAGCCUUCUCUUCCCUCUCUUUCCCCCUCUUAUCCCCACCCCCAAGGUGUGUAAAUGGUUGUGCCUUAAAUUCUUUGUGAAUGAGUUUUAGAGAUUUUCUCAGGGCUCCCAGUUGGAAAAGCCUUCUACAUAACUUGAAAGGCUGAUGUCCCUCUCAGGAAAUGAAUGGAUUGAUAACCUCUGACACCAGUGACCAGUCUGGUGAACCCUACCUUAAUGCUUUGAAUCCUGGAGGCCGCUAACCAGGCACAACUGUGAAUCCCCACAACUGAACUAUCCAAUGUAGUUCAGCAGUGCUGUCCCUACUUUAUACACACUUUCAAUAUAUCUGAAAUUUGUCAAAUUUAAGAAGGCAAGGACUCAGAAUCCACUUAUUGUUGUUUGAUUCUUACUAGUAAACCCUUACAAAUAAAACAGACUUGUAGAUAAAAUGUAAUUUACCAUAAACAACCCAAAAUUUACAAGCCUGUUAAUUUUAUGAUACUUUUGCACUAUCCCAAUUUACAUGAAUAUAUAUUCAGGUUAUUUGAUAGUAGAUUUUUUUUAAAGUAAUUCCUUAAAUUACAAAAAAUACAUUCAGAAUUAUAUAUUGUAACAACUUUGGUAGUAAUCCAUUUCUGUUAUUAAAAUAGAGUUUAGUAAAUGCUUUAGCAAACAACCUCUUCAGAAUGUGGGACUUGUUACACUUGGAAAAUUGUUUGGAUUUUUAGUUUUUUUUUUUUCUCUCCACCAGCUGGCACAUUGUUAUCCUUCUCAAAAUAAAUAAAAGCUUGCCUCCUUCCAGAGAACAAUAAAAGAAAGAAACAGAUGAAAAAAAAAAUCUUUCCAAAUUGAUCAGUUUUGAUUGACACCAUUUAUCACUAACAGCUGAAAAUAAUUUCUUUAUGCACUGAUUAUUUUCAGAUCUAAGCCAAUUAGUUUAAAUUUGUUUUUAGUUUUUCAGUAUGAGAAGGGAUUUUAAUAGGUGUACUUGGAUUUUUCAUAAUCCCAACAUUUUAGUUUGUGUGAAGCACUGUUAGAAUGUGGGCUUGCUUUGGAGAGAUGGGGUGAGGGGGUGUUGGCAUGGUGGGGGAGGGUCAGCUGGUAGCUUUGAAGAAGGGAAGUGGUAUCUACAGUUUUUCUGUAAACUGCUUGUUUAAGAAAAUGGGGGAUGGGGCAGCACAAGACUGGUGGAAGCCUUAUAAUGUUUCAAAACAGGGUAACAUUUUAUAUUUUGAAGAAAUGAGGCAUUUCUAGUUAAUAUAUAAUAUGUAAUAUUUUUAAGUAUUCAAUAAGGUGGCUAAUACUGUUAUAAACACGAUAAAUCCAGUUUGAAAAGCAAAAAGUGUUUUGAUGCAGGGGGGCCAACAAGAAGGGACGGAGGAGCCCACCUCGUUAUAGUUUCGUUUAUUUGACCGUUCUGCUUGCUGGCUGUAGACUUGUAAGAUGUCAGGGUCCAGUUAAUCUUACACCGAUUUACCUUUCCCCAUGUGCCUUCUCCCUACGCCAGCCGUGCAGGCUUUUUUCUUCUACGGUAGCCUCUCCCGCAUUCUCUUCACCUCCUCACGCCUCUCCCCUCCCCCUCCGCCCUGAGUCUCCUGCUCUUGGGGAACAAUCACCACUGAUUGAGGUUCACUCUAUGUUAGACUGGAAAACUGGGCUGUUAUUUAGGAAGUCAUUAAUCACAUCUCCUCCCCCGGAAAGAGAUGGCGGAGAAACCUGUGAAGUACAAUUUCUUACUAUACCUCUCAAAAAUAUUCUGAAAUGAGCAGCAUUAUUUGAUAGGAAAUUAGUAGCGAUUUUUUUCCCAGUAGGAUUUUAUUUUAAAUUUGAAAAAAUUUCAGAUUGGAAUUAGGAGUGUUUUUGCCUUUUGGUAGGUUUAUGUUACCAAUAUCUGAAGUUAGUGGUUAAUUAAAUUAAAAUUUGGGCUUAGGAAUUACAUAUUUUCCUCCACGAAUUAAAUAUUAAAUUAACGUCCCUAAGGUGGUUUGGUGCUAUGGAAUAGCAGAUUGCCUGUGGGGUGUGUGUGUGGGGAAUCAUAACGUCAGUUGCUUUAUUUAAAUGGCUCCCCCUAUGAGAUUAGAGAGGCUUGUGUGUGGAGCACGCGUGUGCACAAAUACCGACUGUCGCUUUUCUAAACCAGCAAUUCACAAGGACCCUUCGUUGUGUUUAAACAGUACAAAAUUAGCAUUCUGAUUAAUCAUAAAGAAGCGUCCCAAAUUGUCUUUAAGAUAACAUGUUUGAGUUUUCCGUGUUCAUUCAUAAAUUAUUUUGAUGUCAGCACAGAUGAAAUGGCGAUUGGUUAUCUCUUCCUCUUGCCAGCCCCUUAAGGAUCCGAGGUGAAAUUAGUAGCAAGAAAGCAUGUAAUUGACAAAGUCACGUGUGCUCAGGGGGCCAGAAACUGGAGAGAGAAGAGAAAAAAAAAUCAAAAGAAGGAAAGCACAUUAGACCAUGCGAACUAAAUUUGUGAUCGCACAAAAUCAAGAUGUUAGACGGAUGCUGAAGAUCACUCCGGUCCAAAGGGAAAGUUUUCAUCUCUCGAGUUUGAAGCUGAGGGCCGGUGGGGCAACAUGGCCGAAGGCGGGGCAAGCAAAGGUGAAGAGCCAGAAAAGCUGCCUGAGCUGGCCGAAGAGGAAUCCCAGGUUCUGCACGGAACUGGCCACUGUAAGUGGUUCAAUGUGCGCAUGGGAUUCGGAUUCAUCUCCAUGAUAAACCGAGAGGGAAACCCCUUGGAUAUCCCAGUGGAUGUAUUUGUACACCAAAGCAAACUAUUCAUGGAAGGAUUUAGAAGCUUAAAAGAAGGAGAGCCAGUGGAAUUUACAUUUAAAAAAUCCCCCAAAGGCCUUGAGUCAAUACGGGUAACAGGACCAGGUGGGAGCCCCUGCUUAGGAAGUGAAAGAAGACCCAAAGGGAAGGCCCUGCAGAAGAGAAAACCAAAGGGAGACAGGUGGAGACGGCAGGAUUUACUGAUGGAUCAGAUGUGGACUGUGAGAGAAGAAGAGUCCAGGAUGAUUCCAAGAUGCUACAACUGUGGUGGCCUUGACCAUCAUGCUAAAGAAUGUAGUCUACCUCCGCAGCCAAAGAAGUGCCAUUACUGUCAGAGCAUCAUGCACAUGGUGGCCAACUGCCCACACAGAAUCGUCGCCCAGCUGCCCCCCGGUUCCCAGGGGAGACAGGAGGCAGAGUGCCAGCCGUGCACCUCUGCUUCACCGAGGGAAGGGGGAGGAGGGCGUGGCUGCACACCACCCUUUGCUCAGGAGGCCAGGUCAGAGACGGCAGAGCUGUCAGGCUGGUCACCCCAAGAAGCGUCUUCUGCGAAGGCCUUUGUGGCACCAGAAGAGCAAAACAAAAAGGGGCCUUCGAUUCAAAAACGGAAAAAAACUUAAUACUUGUCAGCGUUUUCUUCACCCGGUUGGGAAGUCUACCUCACGCAAGCACACGGAAUAGUAUUCCAGAGAGCAGCUGACCGCCAUUUUAACUACUGUUGAGGAACUGUGGAUUUUUUAAUCAGACAAAUCACUCUUAAGCAAAUGACAUUGAAGCAGGGUGUCAUGUUUUAUAGAACUGAGAUACUACAUAUAGUAUGUGCACAAGUGAGAGGGGAGACUUGAGGCUGUACGUGUGUGUGAGGAUUUCACAUAGGAACGCAGGCAUAUACAUAUAUACAUAUACACAUACAGACAUGUAUGUAUGUGCCUGUCUUUAUACAUGUAUGUAUGGAGAUAUAAGCACAUACUCUCCCUCAGAUAAUUGAGCAUCUCCAAGCAUUGAAAGUCCAUGUGAAACAUUUGAGGUGGUUUCAGAAUUAACCCUUGGAAUUUUUCCUAAAUACUACUUCUUUUAUAUUACCUAAAAAUAACCUCCUGAUGGUUACCUUUCAUGUGAACCAAAGCAUGUUUCAGAUCCCAGACUGCCAGUCAAAUGGUACUAAAGGUUUUGGGGAUACUCGAUGCCUCCAGAGUCUGGAUUCAUCAUUGUGUCCUGGUGCUGAUGGAGUGUUUUGCUAUUGUUAUUUUCUGCCUUCUCCUGUUCGAAGGUGGUAACCUAACUUUAAUGCCUCUGACUGCCGUAAGCUUUUAAUUUUUAGCUACGUAACAACUCCAGAAAAGACAAUGAAUGUGAAGUUUCUGGGCUGAUAUUUCACUGCUUUUUGUUUUGAUUGUAACUUACAUGCCUAUUAAGAAAAAUGAAGGGGAAGGUAAUGUAUAAAUAUCAUGGUAUGAUCCUUUUCAGUGGUGUUUUGGUACCAGCUCUUUUACAUGUUUCUGAGGUGUUUAAGGGACCAUGGCAACAGAAGCCUUCUUUGACUAAGCAGCUUCUGAACCAUCACUUAGAACGGGAAGGUCUCCUUACUUGCUACUGAAGCCUUCGAGGAAAACUAAAUAUUUGGGUAUAGUUUGGUGACUGUUUUUAUUCCCCCCAUAGAGUCCUCAGACAUGUUUCUAAAACAAACAAUAGCACCAUAAAAAUGAAUAAAAUAGUGGGGCUUAGAGUGAAAAGUAAGUAGAUGCUCACAAUUGCCCAACAGAUACAGCCCAGGAUUGAUACUAAAAGAACAGUGUUUGGUGGCAGGCAGCUAGCAUGAUGAGCUGGGAGCAGUUACCAAAUCCCUCCCUGCCAUGUGGCUAGGAAUACUUUAUGUUAUAACACUGAUGGCAGUUACCUUGAAUGUAGAAGAUGAAGUAACCUAAGUUAGGGAUUCAGGAUGAGCAUUCAGGGCUACUAGUAAUCUUCUCAGAUGAAGUCUCAGUUUGCUAACAGAUUGGCUAGGGACUGAUCGUAAUAUAGGUCUGUUUUCCAUCAUGUUAAAAAAAAAAUAGAGUUAGCCUGGUUCUAAAUGUGAAGAGCAAACUUUUGAAACAUCUCCAAGAAGGUACCAAGGAAUUGCAGUGAAUAAUUUUGGCAAUAAAUAUAGUUUUAUAUGGGCCUGUUGGUAUAAGCUCAGAUAAUCAAACAAGAAAGCAUCAUGACUCAAAUGAGAUGCAUUCUACUGAGGAAUUCCUUCCUCCUGUAUGCCAGUCUUUUCCAGGUUAGCUUGACUCUUUUGACAGUAUUUAUGAGAAUUUCCAUAGUGUUUUAUUGAUGUAUCAUUGUGCUGUAAUGCAGAGCUUACUGUUGACGAUAUUGAAUGUGAUGUAGCCAUAGAGAAGUACUGCCUUGCCUUACGUGAGGAUUUCAAGCUUAUUUAAAUUAUGUAGACAAAUCAAAGUGUCACCCAAAUAUAAUGAACAAAGUAACAGUUGUACAAGCAAAAUAUGAUAGGUCACUUUGAAAGUUCAAACCAAAGUUCCUUGACUAUAGAAAUAGGAAACUAUGGACUUGAAAAUUGGACAUUCUGUUUACAUAUAAAAAUUCAGAGCUGAGAUCAUUUUUAAAAAUGAAAAUAGAAAAUUCUGAAACACUUGACUAUGGACCUUAUGGGUGCAGUUGACAUUUUUCGGCAUCUGACCAGACGGAAUUACUAAGAGCACAUACCAAACCUAUCUUAUGAUUAAAAGUUGGGGUUUAUUUUUUAUAUGAAUAUAUUGUCAUUAUUACAUGCUCAGGACAAAGAAUUUUGCUCAGGGAACCUACAAUAUAAUGUUUUUAUUGUUUUUUUACAGACUAGUCUAUAGUCCUGCUUACUCAAAACAAGCCAAAUAAAUUAGGUCUUUAUGUACGUACAUGUACUUGUUGGUAACUACCUCUGAGUUUGACAUUGAUCAUAAUUCUGAAUAUCAGAUGUUGGUCCUCCUGUUUUUAUUUCAUGUGAAAAACCUUGUAAAGCAAAACUCUUCCACUCCUUGCAGAUGUGAAUCCACUGAUAUGAGCACUUUGCUCAUUCACAUGAGUGAAACAUUCCGUUUACAGCACAUGGCUACCUCCUAGCUCCUACAUAGCACACCUUGAUGCUGUUGCAGCCUUGUAGGCUGCUGGUAAUUCUCUGGUACAGACACUUUUAAUCUGUAGCAUAGAUAGGCAUUUACAACUGCAUGUUUCUGGAAAAUGCCUUUGAAUAAUAGGACUUCUCAUGUUAGAUAGCAAAGUCUCCAAGCAUUUCCUUAAAGUUAUCAUGUAUUGAGUUUAAGGAAGUAUAGGCACUCUUUAUCCUAAGCAAAACCACACAGAAAUAAUCUUGACAAUAGCUCUGUUGCCCAGAGGUGGGGGCAGGAGGGCUAACAGAAGCAAACGUGGUGUUUGUAAUUUGCUGACAAGUGAAUAAAGACUCCUACCCCCUCCACUUGUAUCUUUGCUGUCUUGGUGGCGAAGCACACUGCAGCCUCCAAGCCCCAGGCACAUAACCAACCAGCACCAGCUGCCGUGGAGGGAACGAAGAGGGCAGGGCCACUGCCAGCCAGGAGGGAAGGGUCUGGGGAGCACCAUUUUUUCAGGGGUUCCUAACAGUGCAGCGAUGGUCUAUGAAUUGAGCCACCUUUUGACCCCCUGUCAUGUCAACACAAAUGUAAUUUCUAAAAAUGGUGCACUACCAGCCUUUUAGCCUGUGAACUACUCAUUCUCUACACAGCAGGUCAUAGUGGAGACAUUUUUAUACUUGCAUUUCUAUUCUUUGGAUGUAUUUUUACAAAUGAAAGAUUUGGGAAGAUUUUUAUCUGCUUAUAACGUGGAAAUUUUAGUGUGCAAUCUAAAGGAAAAGAUAAAGACAUCACAUUAUUAGCAUCAGUCCACCUCCCAAAUAUAGGAUGUUUUUAUUGCCAAUUAUUUUUGUACUCCGGCUCAGAUUGAUUCUGCACCAGUGCAGGCCUGAGUUGCCGCUGGCUGUAUGUAGUGUGUGAAUAGAAGCCCCCAAGUGUUAAUAGACUGUGUAACAUUCACUGUAAGAUGAAUUAGCCAGGAUGUGGGGAUCUCAUUAGGUCUUAAAGUUAAUUUAAAUUAAUUUAUCUGUUCUCUCUAAGAAAUGUUUAUCUUAAAAUAUAUAUGUAAUUUCACCUUUGGUAUAAGAUCCAGGAAACUAUGUGCAAGUGCAGCUGUGCCGACUUUACUUUUCUAGAUGUCUUAAUGAGAUUUAUUUGUUUUAGAAAAAGAACAACUUGUUGAAAGCAUCCAGUUCUGUCUUACAUACUGUCAACAGCCUCUUCAAGAUGUGCCUGUGUGAGUUGUGACCUAGUUGUUCAUUAGCGUGAUAGGGUGACCUAUGGCUCAUUGUGGAUCUUUAUGCUUGGAGCAAUGUACUGUACUGUAAGAAAGUAUUCCAAUAUUUAAUAUGCCUGUGGCUUACCCCUUGUCAGUUCCCAGCUUGAAAAGGAUGGUGUGGACUACCUCGUCAGUCAGUGUUUAUCAGCCACAGGCACCUACCACCAAGCUGGCUUUAAUUAGUGUGUGUGUGGUUUUGUGGUGUUAACAACUCUAGCCAUAUAAAGACCAAAGUGAACCCUGAUUUCUAUAUGUCUUUAAUACAGUGUUUUAUCUAGUAUUUUAAAAUUAUUUGUAGUUGAUUGCCUCAUAGUCCAUUUUGAUUCUUGUUGUUUACAAGUGAAACAUUUUAGAAAUACACUUGAGCUGUCGUUACAAAGAACAAAAGAGGAGUUGAUAUUAGAGUGGUACACUGCAUUCCUUCACCUCGAUGAACUCAUCUGCAGACUUGAGCAUAGUACUGUCUUUUCAUGCUGAAUGUCUUACUCUGUUAGCUGUCGAUGUCUUGAGGUUUAAAAUUACAUGAUAGAAAAUAAAAGAUACAAUGUUGGCAUUUAUGAUGGGUUUGAAGAUACUCUGUGUUGAUUUCUAUGAUUGGGAAAUUAAGUAAAUGGAUAGAGGCCCUUUAGGAGGUAUUUACGCCAAGGUGGGAAUGAGUUAAAGGUUUCAGCGUGGUCUGCUAGUGGUGGUAACAUGGAAGGUUUUUCUUUUGGAGCUUGUCUUCAUCAGGAUUGUCCAGUAUUAUCAUCAAGCCAAGUGAGAUUGUACAAACUUGUUAAUUAAGACACAUCCUUUGUGUGGUCAGAAAGAAUGUCAUGAAGCUUAUAAAAACCUUUUGGAAAAAUCAUUUUAAAAUUUUCUUAACAGGUUUUUCCUAAUUAUGAAGGAUUUGGAAGGAAGAAACUAGAACCAGACAUUUCCAGUGUUAGUGUCAAUUGACCAGAUGUGUGCAGUGGUGAUGCACUGUCAAAAUCAAUGGGUGAAACUGUUCUGUACACUGCCCAGUCUCACAAUUAAACUCAUUUUCCACUCGA